This is a messenger RNA of Erinaceus europaeus (western European hedgehog), 7331 nucleotides long. RefSeq names its product protein kinase, DNA-activated, catalytic subunit. The record is from RefSeq and is a predicted model, not a curated record. NCBI's taxonomy places the organism in Eukaryota, Metazoa, Chordata, Mammalia, Eulipotyphla, Erinaceidae. Gene Ontology annotation, cellular component: nucleus. The transcript is spliced from 48 exons. Gene Ontology annotation, molecular function: DNA-dependent protein kinase activity; protein binding. Bases 1 to 7290 code for a protein of 2429 amino acids. Gene Ontology annotation, biological process: telomere maintenance; intrinsic apoptotic signaling pathway in response to DNA damage; double-strand break repair via nonhomologous end joining.
AUGCAUGCCUUGUAUGCAUUUUGUUCUAACAGGUUUGCUCUCCAUCCUAAGAGUAACCAUCCUCAUUUAUCAAAUAUCUUAACAAGUAUUGGGUUUUUGGAUGAGGUUAGGCAUGUUCAGGUUUACCGUGGAUGUAAAUUUCUAGAUGCAUUGGAAUUAUCUCAAAGUCCUCUAUUAUUGCAAUUGAUGACAGACCUCCUUUGUCGGGAAAAGCUUCAUGUUAUGGAAGAAUUAUUUCAGUCCACUUUUAGAAAGAUUGCUCGAAAGAGUUCAUGUGCCGCACAAUUAGACCUUCUAGAAAGUGUUUACAGAAUGUUCCAGAGGGAUGACCUACUUUCAAAUGCCACCCGCCAGGCUUUUGUAGACCGUUCUCUUCUUACUCUGUUGUGGCAUUGUAGCCUGGAGGCUUUGAGAGGCUUUUUUAGCAAAAUUGUGGUGGAUGCCAUCAGUGUGCUGAAGUCCAGGUUUAUAAAGCUAAAUGAAUCAACUUUUGAUACUCAAAUCACCAAGAAGAUGGGCUAUUAUAAGAUGCUAGAGGUGAUGUAUUCUCGUCUUCCAAAAGAUGAUGUUCACUCUAAAGAAUCCAAAAUUAAUCAAGCUUUCUAUGGCUCAUCUAAUACAGAAGGAAGUGAACUUACAAAGAUGCUCAUUAAAUUGUGCUAUGAUGCCUUUACAGAGAACAUGGCGGGGGAGACUCAGCUACUUGAGAGGAGAAGGAUUUACCACUGUGCCGCAUACAACUGUGCAAUUGCUCUUAUCUGCUGUGUCUUUAACGAACUAAAAUUUUACCAAGGCUUUCUCUUUAGUGAAAAGCCAGAAAAGAACUUGCUUAUUUUUGAAAAUCUGAUAGAUGUGAAGCAGUGCUAUACAUUUCCGGUGGAAAUUGAGGUUCCUAUGGAAAGAAAGAAAAGAUACAUUGAAAUUAGGAAAGAAGCCAGGGAAGCAACAAAUGGGGGUUCAGGUGACUCUCAUUAUAUAUCUUCCUUGUCGUAUCUGGCUGACAGUAGCCUGAGUGAGGAAAUGAGUCAGUUUGACUUCUCCACUGGAGUCCAGAGCUAUUCAUACAGUUCCCAAGAUCACAAAUCCACCACUGGCCACUUUCAGAGACGGGAACAUAAAGACCCCAUGAUCUCUGACGAUAUCCUGGAGUUAGAAAUGGACGAACUCAAUCAACAUGAGUGUAUGGCGACCAUGACCGCCCUCAUCAAGCACAUGCAGAGAAGUCAGAUCCUGCCAAAAGAAGAAGAGGGUUCAGUGCCAACAAGUCUCCCACCUUGGAUGAAAUUUCUUCAUGAUAAACUAGGGAACCCAUCCACAUCGUUAAAUAUCCGUCUCUUCUUAGCCAAGCUUAUUAUUAACACAGAAGAAGUCUUUCGCCCCUAUGCGAAGUACUGGCUCAGCCCCUUGCUGCAGUUGGUGGUUUCAGAAAACAACGGGGGAGAAGGAAUCCACUACAUGGUGGUUGAGCUAGUGGUCACUGUCCUUUCGUGGACAGCAGUGGCUACUCCUGUGGGGAUCCCUAAAGAUGAAGUGCUAGCAAACCGGUUGCUUCAUUUCCUCAUGAAACAUGUUUUUCAUCAGAAAAGAGCUGUGUUUAGACACAACCUAGAGAUCAUAAAAACUCUCGUGGAAUGCUGGAAGGAUUGCUUAUCUGUCCCUUACAGGUUAAUAUUUGAAAAGUUUGCCAGCAAAGAUACUAAUUCUAAAGAUAAUUCAGUAGGAAUUCAAUUACUGGGGAUUAUAAUGGCCAAUAAUUUGCCUCCCUAUGAUCCAAAGUGCGGCAUAGAAAGUGCAAAAUACUUUCAAACUUUGGUUAAUAAUAUGUCUUUUGUAAAAUACAAAGAAGUAUAUGCAGCGGCUGCAGAAGUGCUGGGACUUAUUCUUCGAUAUGUUACUGAGAAAGAGCAUAUGCUGGAGGAAUCCCUGUGUGAACUGAUAGUCAAAGAGUUGAAACAACAUCAGAAGACAAUGGAGGACAAAUUCAUCGUUUGCUUGAACAAAGUGGUGAAGAACUUCCCUCCCCUGGCCGACAGGUUUAUGAACACCAUCUUCUACCUGCUGCCCAAAUUUCAUGGCGUGAUGAAGACUCUCUGUCUAGAGGUGGUCCUGUGUCGAGCAGAGGAAAUAGGAGAUCUGUACCUGCAGCUGAAGAGCAAGGACUUCGUCCAAGUCAUGAGGCACAGAGAUGAUGAAAGACAAAAAGUGUGUUUGGACAUAGUUUAUAAGAUGAUGGCAAAAUUGAAACCAGUAGAACUCCGUGAACUCCUGACUCCUGUUACAGAGUUCAUUUCUCACCCCUCUCCAGUGUGCAGGGAGCAGAUGUAUAAUAUCCUGAUGUGGAUUUACGACAAUUACCGAGAUCCGGAAAGUCAAACAGAUGAUGACUCCCAGGAAAUAUUUAAGUUGGUGAAAGAUGUGUUGGUUCAAGGACUGAUCGAUGAGAACCUUGGGCUUCAAUUAAUUAUUCGAAAUUUCUGGAGCCAUGAAACUAGAUUACCUUCAAAUACCUUGGACCGAUUGUUAGCAAUCAAUUCCUUAUAUUCUCCUAAGAUAGAAAUGCACUUUUUAAGUUUAGCAACGGAUUUUCUGCUUGAAAUGACCAGCAUGAGCCCAGAUUAUUCAAAUCCUAUGUUCGAGCAUCCUCUGUCAGAAUGUGAAUUUCAGGAAUACACAAUUGAAUCUCACUGGCGUUUUCGAAGUACUGUUCUCACUCCGAUGUUUAUAGAGACUCAGGCCUCCCAAAGCACGCUUCAGAUGCAGAACCAGGAGGGUUCCCUGCCAAAUCGAGGGGCAAAGGAAAGGCAGAUACGGGCCACCCAACAGCAAUAUGACUUCACACCCACACAGAAUACAGAUGGAAGGAGUUCCUUCAACUGGCUGACUGGAAGCAGCAUAGACCCUCUGGUGGACUACUCGGCCUCCUCAGCAUCUGACUCCUCCUCUUCCUCCUUGCUGUUCGCUCAUCAGAGGAGUGACAGGAUCCAGAGAAUACCCAUGAAGUCGGUGGGCCCUGAUUUUGGGAAGAAGCGACUGGGCCUUCCGGGAGAUGAGGUUGAUAGCAAAGCAAAAGGUGUGGACAACCGGGCAGAAAUACUCAGGUUACGCAGGCGAUUCUUAAAGGACCAAGAGAAGCUCAGUUUGAUUUAUGCCAGAAAAGGUGUUGCUGACCAAAAACGAGAGAAGGAGAUGAAGAGUGAGCUAAAAAUGAAGCACGAUGCCCAGGUUGUCUUGUAUAGAAGCUACCGACAAGGAGACCUUCCUGACAUCCAGAUUAAAUACAGCAGCCUGAUCACUCCCCUGCAGGCUGUAGCCCAGAGAGACCCUAUAAUUGCAAAACAGCUGUUUGCCAGCUUGUUUUCUGGAAUUAUGAAAGAGAUGGAUAAAUUUAAGACCCUGUCUGAAAAAAACAGCAUUACUCAGAAGCUGCUCCAGGACUUCAAUCAUUUCCUCAACUCCACUUUAUCUUUCUUCCCACCUUUUGUUGCUUGUAUCCAGGAAAUCAGCUGCCGGCACCAGGAUUUACUGAGCCUGGAUCCACCCUCUGUGAGCACAGCUUGCCUGGCCGGCCUCCAGCAGCCCGUGGGCGUGCGCCUGCUCGAGGAGGCCCUGCUGCACCUGGCGCCCCCAGAGCCUCCUGCCAAGCGGGUGCGGGGGAGACCCCGCCUCACCCCGGAUGUCGUCAGAUGGAUGGAACUUGCUAAGCUGUACAGAUCUAUCGGAGAAUACGAUGUCCUCCAUGGCAUUUUCAGCAGUGAGAUAGGAGCAAAGCAGGUCACUCAGGAGGCCUUAGCAGCAGAAGCCAGGAGUGAUUAUUCUGAAGCUGCUAAGCAGUAUAACGAGGCUCUCAACAGGCAAGACUGGGUGGAUGGCGAACCUGCGGAAGCUGAAAAGGACUUUUGGGAACUUGCAUCCCUUGAUUGUUACAACCACCUAGCGGAGUGGAAGUCACUGGCAUACUGCUCCACAGUCAAUGUGGACAGCAACUCCCCACCAGAUCUCAACAAAAUGUGGAGUGAGCCAUUUUACCAGGAGACCUACUUGCCCUACAUGAUCCGCAGCAAGCUCAAGUUACUGCUGCAGGGAGAGGCUGACCAGUCCCUGCUGACAUUCAUCGAUGACGCUGUGAGCAAGGAGCUACAGAAGCUGCUGAUAGAGCUACACUACAGUCAGGAACUGAGUCUCUUGUACAUAUUACAAGAUGAUAUCGACAGAGCCAAGUAUUACAUUGAGCAGUGCAUUCAGAUCUUCAUGCAGAAUUACUCUAGUAUCGAUGUCCUCUUACACAGAAGUAGACUCACCAAAUUACAGUCUGUACAAACUUUAAUCGAAAUUCAGGAGUUCAUCAGCUUUAUCAGCAAACAAGGUAAUUUGUCAUCUCAAGCUCCCCUUAAGAGACUUCUGAGAACCUGGACAAACAGAUAUCCAGAUGCUAAAAUGGACCCAAUGAACAUCUGGGAUGACAUCAUCACUAAUCGAUGUUUCUUCCUCAGCAAAAUAGAGGAGAAGCUUACCCUUCUUCCAGAUGACCACAAUAUGAGCAUAGACAGUGAGAGAGAUUCUGGUGACCAGAUGGACAUGCAGGAGCAGGAGGAAGACAUGCCCUCUCUGGUCCGGAGCUGCAAGUUCUCUAUGAAAAUGAAGAUGAUAGAAAGUGCAAGAAAACAGAGCAAUUUCUCACUUGCCUUGAAGCUACUGAAGGAGCUGUAUAGAGAGUCAAAAACAAGAGUGGACUGGCAAGUGAAGUGGGCCCAGAGCUACUGCCGACUCAGCCACAGUCGGAGCCGGAGCCGGAGCUGGAGCCGCCCAGAGCAGGUGCUCACGGUGCUGAAGACUGUGUCCUUGCUAGGUGAGAACAGGUCAAGCUACUUAAGCAAAAAUACUGUGGCUCUCCGUGACCAGAACAUUCUCCUGGGUACAACAUACCGGAUGUUGGCUGAUGCUCUGAGCAGUGAGCCCAACUGCCUUGCUGAAAUCGAGGAAAACAAGGCUCAGAGAAUCAUGGAGCUCUCUGGAUCCAAGCCAGAGCAUACAGACAAGGUGGCCGCAGGCCUGUACCAGAGAGCCUUCCAACAUCUUUUUGAUGCUGUUCAAACAGCUGAGGAAGAGAUCAAGUCUUGCCCCAUGGGUCAGGCUCCUGAAGCAGGGAUAACAGAGGCCUAUAUGACAUUGGUUGACCUCUGUGACCAACAGCUCCACAAGGAGGAAGAGAGUGCACCAGGGCAGCAAACCUAUCCAGCCCUGGUAGUGGAAAAAAUGUUGAAAGCUUUGAAAUUCCAUUCACACGAAGCCCGGAUGAAAUUCCCCAGACUGCUGCAGAUCAUAGAGCAAUAUCCAGAGGAGACCCUGAGCCUAAUGGCAAAAGAGAUGUCAUCCAUUCCCUGCUGGCAGUUCAUUGGCUGGAUCAGCCACAUGGUGGCCUUAUUGGACAAAGAGGAAGCCGUUGCAGUCCAGCGCACCGUGGCGGAGAUUGCUGACCACUAUCCCCAGGCGAUAGUCUACCCAUUCAUAAUAAGCAGUGAAAGCUAUUCCUUCAGCAACACUUCUACCGGGCAUAAGAAUAAGGAGUUUGUGGAAAGGAUUAAACUGAAGUUGGAUCAAGGAGGCGUAAUUCAAGAUUUUAUUAACGCCUUAGAGCAACUCUCUAAUCCUGAAUUGCUCUUUAAGGACUGGACUGAAGAUAUGAAGAUUGAGUUAGCAAAAAAUCCCAUCAAUAAAAAAACCAUUGAGAAGCUGUAUGAAAGAAUGUAUGCAGCCUUGGGACAAUCAAAUGCUCCAGGCCUGGGGCCUUUUAGAAAGAAGUUUAUUCAGGCAUUUGGAAAAGAAUUUGAUAAACACUUUGGGAGAGGAGGCUCUAAGCUUUCUGGAAUGAAGCUCCGUGACUUCACUGAUAUCACCAGCUCUCUCCUUUCAAGCAUGUACAGAGACUCAAAGCCACCUGGGAAUUUGAAAGAAUGGUCUCCCUGGAUGAGUGAAUUCAAGGUGGAGUUCUUAAGAAAUGAGCUAGAGAUUCCCGGUCAGUAUGAUGGCAAAGGGAAGCCCCUACCUGAAUACCACGUGCGAAUCGCUGGAUUCGAUGAGCGGGUGAAGGUGAUGGCUUCUAUCAGGAAGCCGAAGCGCAUUGUUAUCCGAGGCCACGAUGAGCAGGAGUACCCCUUCCUGGUGAAGGGCGGUGAGGACCUGCGGCAGGACCAGCGCAUUGAGCAGCUCUUCCAAGUCAUGAACAGCAUCUUGUCCUCAGAUGCUGCCUGUGGCCAGAGGAACCUGCAGCUGAAAACCUACCACGUGGUCCCCAUGACCUCCAGAAUAGGAUUAAUCGAAUGGAUUGAAAAUACUUUGACCUUGAAGGAGCUUCUCUUGAAUACCAUGUCCCAGGAGGAGAAAGCAGGUUACCAAAGUGAUUCCAAAGCACCAUGUUUUGAAUACAAAGACUGGCUGAGAAAGAUGUCAGGCAGAAUGGAUCUUAGCGCCUACACGUCAAUGUACAAGAAAGCAAAUCGGACUGAAACAGUCAUAUCUUUCAGAAAAAGAGAAAGUAAAGUGCCAUCCGACCUGCUAAAGCGGGCCUUCAUGGCCAUGAGCACGGGCCCCGAGGCUUUCCUGGCUCUGCGUGCCCACUGCGCCUGCUCUCAUGCCCUGCUGUGUGUCAGCCACUGGGUGCUAGGCAUCGGGGACAGGCACCUGAACAACUUCCUGAUCAGCAUGGAGACGGGCGGUGUGAUCGGAAUCGACUUUGGACAUGCAUUUGGAUCAGCUACACAGCUACCAGUCCCUGAGCUGAUGCCUUUUCGCCUGACUCGCCAGUUUGUCAACCUGAUGCUGCCUAUGAAGGAAACGGGCAUCACAUACAGUGUCAUGGUUCAUGCCCUGAGAGCCUUCCGCUCCCGGCCCGACCUGCUGCUUAGCACCAUGGAUGUGUUUGUCAGGGAGCCUUCCUUCGACUGGAAGAAUUUUGAACAGAAAAUGCUGAAAAAAGGAGGCUCAUGGAUUCAAGGGAUAAACAUAGCUGAAAAAGAUUGGUACCCCCAGCAGAAAAUACAUUAUGCUAAAAGAAAAUUGGAAGGCGCCAAUCCAGCAGUUAUUACUUGUGAUGAGCUACUUCUGGGCCAUGAGAAGGCACCUGCCUUUGGAGACUUUACAGCUGUGGCUCGAGGAAGCAAAGAUCACAACAUUCGUGCCCAGGAGCCAGAGAGUGGACUUUCAGAAGAGGCGCAAGUGAAGUGUCUGAUUGACCAGGCAACAGACCCCAAUAUUCUGGGCCGAACUUGGGAAGGAUGGGAGCCCUGGAUGUGAGGUCUAGGGGAGCCUACAGAUUAAAACGCAUUGAGUGGUUA